UUAAUAAAAACGUAUUAUUUUUAUUCGAUUAAUUACGGAAAUUGAAUAUUUUUUUGGAUUUUGUUACGAUGGCAAAUUCAUUACGACGUGCAGAUAUGGUGCGUGCAUUAACAGAGGCCGGCAUUGUGUUUGAUCCAGAAGCAACAAUGGUGCAAUUACGACCAUUGUAUGACGAUUUAAUUGCGGAAAUUGGGCAAAAUCGUGGAAAUAACGUGCAGCAACGUGUUCAGUUGAAUGAAUUGGGACCGGAUGGUGUACAACAGAUGCAAAAUAACCCAGACGAAACAGAUGAACAGCGACAACAACGUGAAGCUUUACAACAACAACAACAGAUGCAACAGACGCAACCAGAUGCAAAUGUAAGUGUUCACAAUCGGUUGAAUUUAGAUUGGGACGCAGAAGAAGCCGAAAUCGAUCGACAAUUGGCCAUUGUACGGAAAAAGCGUGAAUUGACGGAAUUACAACGGGAAUUGAUACAAAUCGAAACGCGAAAAAUUGAUCUACACGUGCUCGACGCAAUGGUUAAUAAAUUUGAUGGCACCGAAUUGCACGAUGUAACAAAAUGGAUCGAGAAUUUGGAAAAUGUGUUUACAAUGUUCCGUUAUGGUGAUCGCGAUAAAUUGGUUGCAACACGGCAUUUGAUGACCGGUCGUGCAAAACGUUUUGCGGAAAUUACAUCGGCAUUUGCAUACGAGCAAUUCAAGCAAGCAUUAUUGACCGAAUACGAACGUGCAUACACAGUGCAAGAUGUCUUCAGCCAAUUGAAAGCCCGUGUAAUCAAGCCAGAUGAAACACCACGUGAAUAUAUAAUCGAAAUGCGACACAUUGCAAGCCGAUCGAUGAUUCCAGAAGCCGACUUAAUUGAUUUGAUCAUCAGUGGCCUAAACGACAAAAGUGUGCAUGCAUCAAUUCUGUACGGUGCUCGUACAUUAGCCGACUUGAAAUUGUUGACAGAACGUUAUGAAAAAUUGCGUCGUGUCACAGUGCAACCAAAAACAAGUGCCAUACCAGCUGCAAUGACGAAGCCAAAGUCAAACGUGCCAGAUGCCAGUGCAAAUACACGUGCCUUUGCAAGUGCCAGUGCCAAUGCAACAAAAAGCGUUGGUGAAAUUGAUUUGUCGGGAAUUCGUUGCUACAAUUGUUUCAAUUAUGGUCAUUACCAGAGCAAGUGCACGGCUCCAAAACGGCCGCCAAACUCGUGUUUCAUAUGCCAUGAGGGUGGACAUACGCGUCAUGAAUGUCCGAAAAAGAAGAAGCCAGAAGCCAGAGAACCAAAUACAGUUGCAUCGGUUGGAAAUCCGCCACCAGAAACAAACUAUCAAGACAAUUGGGACAUUUCGGAAAAUGGGAAUGAGGUGCGCCGUCUAGCAACGCAGUUGUCAUCGAUGCAAAUGCCCCGUUAGUUUUGUGCGACGUUCGAUGGUACCAUUUGCGAUGAAUAAAUUAAAAUGUACACCGUAUCGUGGAAUGGGCAAUAAAAAAU
This is a messenger RNA of Contarinia nasturtii (swede midge), 1483 nucleotides long. RefSeq lists its product as uncharacterized. Bases 69 to 1403 code for a protein of 444 amino acids. Gene Ontology annotation, molecular function: nucleic acid binding; zinc ion binding. The record is from RefSeq and is a predicted model, not a curated record. Lineage: Eukaryota; Metazoa; Arthropoda; Insecta; Diptera; Cecidomyiidae. The transcript has 2 exons.